Molecule: messenger RNA, 5217 nt
Organism: Aedes albopictus (Asian tiger mosquito)
Lineage: Eukaryota; Metazoa; Arthropoda; Insecta; Diptera; Culicidae
Exons: 4
Coding region: 1-5217 (1738 amino acids)
Biological process (GO): DNA integration
Molecular function (GO): nucleic acid binding; zinc ion binding
Source: RefSeq, a predicted model, not a curated record
AUGCGGACGGAGGGUUACCCGUCACCGUCGUCGUCGUCAUCAUCAUCAUCAUCGUCGUCGGUCGUGGUGGUCGAUGAAUGUGUCUGGCGGGGAAGUAGUGGAAAGGACAUUGCCACCAUCGCAGCGCCACCACCGCCCGUUCCAUCAGCAGCCUGGGUCCGCUGCCAACCGGGAGCAACUGUUCCGCAUAUUAGUCAUAAUGCGGUGCAGUGCCAAGUUCCUCUGGUCAUCCAACAGAUUCCGCCACUGAUCGUCGACAUGUCUGCUGCUGAGAGGAAACUACGCGGUUUGAAGAAUCGCAAACGCAGCAUCCUCUCAUCGUUAGCCGGAGUUAGAAACUUCGUCAACAAUUAUCAAGACGACAGAGACAAGCGCGAGGUGCCCGUACGCCUGGAGAAUUUGAUGGACCUGUGGACGGAAUACAACUCCGUACAGGGUGAGCUGGAUAUGCUGGAAGAAUCCGACGAAGCUUUGGAGACGUACUUGAAGGAGCGGACAGAGGUAGAGAAAUUGUACUACAUAGCGAAAGGUACGUUACUCCAACUACAUCAGACCGAGCCGGCACCUGCCCGUGCUGAUACGAAUCAAGUUUCGCACCUCAAGUUACCAAAUAUUAAACUGCCCGUUUUCGAUGGAAACUUUGAGACCUGGCUCAAUUUCCACGAUUUAUUCGUAUCGCUCGUGCAUACUUCGACCUCCUUGUCGACGAUACAAAAGUUUUACUACUUGCGCUCCUCAUUGGCUGGUGAAGCGUUAAAAUUAAUUCAAACCAUUCCAAUAAGCAACGAACAGUACCCGGUAGCUUGGAAUUUGCUGGUCAAUCACUAUCAAAAUGACCGGCGCUUGAAACGAACUUACGUUCAAUCACUGUUCGAGUUUCCAUGCCUGAAGCGGGAGACGGCCGUGGAAUUGCACAGUCUUAUCGAAAAAUUCCAGGCCAAUGUCAAGGUGUUAAAGCAAUUGGGCGAACGCACUGAGCAUUGGGAUGUACUGCUGAUUCACCUUCUCAGUACACGGUUAGAUUCUGUCACGAGGCGCGAUUGGGAAGAAUACGCGGAGGCGAACAAUGUGAACAAGUUCCAGCAACUGAUUGAAUUUCUUCAACGACGAGUCAACGUGUUGGAAACGGUUGGCGGAAGGUCAGUGGAGACAUCGGUAUCAGUGAAGAAGUUCAACGCACCUCGGGCUGCCAACCACGGUGCUUCUCAGUUUGGAUCCUGGCAGUGUCCAGCUUGCCCCGGCAAGCAUCCCCUCUAUGCGUGCGGAGAAUUCUUCAAAAUGACAGCCGACGAGAAGGAGCAACAGGUUCGACGCAACAGGCUUUGUCGAAACUGCCUGCGGCGAGGGCACAUGGCCAAGGAGUGUCCAUCCGAAAGCAGUUGUCGUAAGUGCAGAGGACGACAUCACACACUAUUGUGCUACGCUACAAGACCGGAGGGCAGCAGUCAAUCAGCAGCCGUCGCACAUUCAAACCAGACAUCCAGCAAUGACGAACCACUCUCAUCCACCCCCGCAGCGCAUACGGGCAUCACCAGCUGCACUUCUCGAGACAUAUCACGAACGACGGUCCUGUUGGCUACAGCGAUCAUCGUCAUGGUGGACAACAGCGGGAACGAGCAUCCAGUACGCGCCUUGCUGGAUUCAGGCAGCGAAUGUUGCUUCGCAACGGAGCGGCUAGCACAGCGAAUGCAGAUUUCUCGAAGCAGAGUCAAUUUGCCGAUAGCAGGAAUCGGCGAAGCGGCCACCGAGGUCCGCUGCAAGUUCCAGUCCACGAUAAAAUCAAGGAUUUCCAAUUACAGCGCUACAAUUGAAACAUUCGUCCUUCCCAAGGUUACCGUCGAUUUGCCAUCGAUCUCUGUCGACGCGUCGAGCUGGUCACUUCCAACAGGAAUUCAGUUAGCCGAUCCGUCUUUCUACCAAUCUGGGACCAUCGAUGUUGUGCUGGGAGCGGAAGUGUUCUUUGACUUGUUUAGCGUUGCGGGACGCAUUUCAUUAGGCGAGUCGCUUCCUUGUCUCGUGAAUUCCGUCUUCGGUUGGAUAAUCAGUGGAAAAACAUCUCAAGGUCAGUCAAGGCCUUCCAUAGUUUGCAACGUCGCCACUACUGCCGAGCUACAACGCAACAUGGAGCGUUUCUGGGCGAUUGAGGAUGACUCGGCAAUUGUUCCUUCUGCAGCUGAAGCCUAUUGCGAGAAGUUCUUCUCUGAAACCACUGUUCGCGGUGAGGACGGACGGUACAUGGUGCGCGUACCGUUCAAGGAAGACGUUCUGAGAAAAGUAGAUCGCAAUAAACGCACUGCAUAUCAUCGUUUUCGCUUGAUUGAGAACCGACUAGGACGAGACCAGCAGUUAGCCGACGAAUACACGAAGUUUAUGGAUGAGUACGAGGAGUUGGGCCACAUGGAGCGAAUUGAAAACAUGGAAGCAGUGUCUGGACCUGCCUACUAUAUUCCGCAUCAUCCAGUGAUUAAAGAAGAUAGCACCACCACCAAGGUCCGCGUCGUCUUCGAUGCUUCGUGCAAGAGCGCUAGUGGAGUUUCUUUGAACGAUGCCAUGCUGGUUGGUCCCGUCGUUCAGGAGGAUUUGAGGGCAAUCACGAUGAGAUCCCGACUUCAUCCGAUCAUGCUAAUCGCCGACGUUGCCAAAAUCCGGAAUGCAACUCCGAAAAUGGGCGAGCAACUCGUAAGCAUCCCUCCAGCCAACCGAGCCAUAGAACCGUCGGUGGACUUUGCCAAGGAUCAAUCCAUCAAAACUCUGGGCCUGCACUGGGAGCCCGGCUCGGACCAGUUGAAGUACGUCGUCCCCGAAGCCUCCGGCGUUCUAAACACCGUAGUAACGAAGCGCAGUUCCCUGUCCAGUAUCGCUAAGUUGUUCGACCCACUCGGUCUGGUAGGUCCUGUAGUAGUCGUUGCCAAGGUUUUCAUGCAAGCACUUUGGGGUCUGAAGGACGAGAAUAACAAACCGUACGAUUGGGAUACAGAACUGCCAGACGAAAUGAAACGCCGCUGGACCGAAUACUGCUCCGAACUGCCCCGCUUGAACCAAUUGCGCAUCGAUAGGUUUGUCCUGCUCCCCGAUUCAACCUCUGCUGAGCUCCAUUUCUUUUCGGACGCCUCUUUAACCGCCUAUGGAACGUGUGCAUACAUCCGAUCAUCAAAUGCUUGCGGAACAGUAAAGAUCGCGCUACUGACGUCUCGAUCAAAGGUUGCACCGCUCAAGCAGCAAAGCAUUCCACGUUUAGAGCUGUGUGGUGCACUUUUAGCCGCUGAACUUUACUGUAAGGUCAGCGCUGCGCUGCGUAUUUCUUCCAAGGCGUACUUCUGGGUUGAUUCGACGACCGUUUUAAGCUGGCUCAAGGCAACACCGUCUACGUGGUCCACAUUCGUCGGAAACCGCGUAUCAAAAAUCCAACAGAUGACCGAGAACUGUGAGUGGAACCAUAUCGCCGGCCAUGAGAAUCCUGCUGAUAUAAUUUCGAGAGGAUUGCCAGCGGCGGACCUUAUUCAGUCUCAACAAUGGUGGCAAGGGCCUCCAUGGCUUCAAAACGACAAGGAAACAUGGCCAGUUCAAGUCAGCGAAGGGAUCGAUCAAGAAGCGACAAAGGAAGCUAGGAAGACUGCACUAGCUACAACUUCACCAUUGCCAACAUUCGUUGAAGAAUACGUCGGACGAUUCUCCAACUACCAAAAUAUGCUACGGAUCACUGCUUAUUGGCGGCGAUAUUUCAGCAACUUGCGCCUACCUAAAACCAAACGAAUUGUCCUCUCGCCACUCUCCACCGCCGAAAUUCGUGGCGCCGAAUUGGCUCUCAUUCGACUGGUACAGAAAGACUCCUUUCCGGUGGAAUUGAAGGCUGUCAGGGCAAAGCAGGCCAUCUCAUCUCACUCCAGACUUCGUUGGUUUCAUCCAAUCAUCGACAAGGACAACAUUCUCCGCAUCGGUGGACGCCUCGAUCGUUCAGUGCAACCUUUCGACUCCCGCCAUCAGAUUUUGCUCCCAGGAUCACACCCAUUCACGGAACUCCUUGUUCGGAGUCAGCAUGAACGUCUUCUUCACGCAGCAGCUCAGCUUCUUACCAAUACCCUUCGACUGCGAUUUUGGAUUUUAGGAAGCAGAAACGUUUCUCGACGAAUCGUUCACAAAUGCGUCACGUGCUUCCGAGCAAAGCCGAAAGCCAUUCAACAAUUCAUGGCCGAACUUCCAUCGCAACGCGUCACUGCUUCGCGUCCGUUCUCCAUCGUUGGGAUCGACUUUUGGGGGCCAAUCUAUCUCAAGCCACGCCAUCGCCGAGAUGCACCACCGAAGGCAUAUGUUUCCGUAUUCGUGUGCUUCAGCACAAAAGCCGUCCACUUAGAACUGGUAGUGGACCUCAGUACGGCCAAGUUUCUCCAAGCCUUUCGUCGCUUCGUUUCUCGUCGUGGUCUGUGCUCAGAUGUUUACACCGACAACGGCAAGAAUUUCGUCGGUUCGGCCAAUGAACUGCGGAAACUGUUGCGCGCCGAAGAGUUCCGGCAUGCCAUCGCCAGUGAAUGUGUAAGUUCUGGUAUUCGAUGGCACUUCAACCCUCCUCGUGGCUCCCAUUUCGGAGGACUCUGGGAAGCGGCAAUCAAGUCGGCGCAAAAACAUUUUGUUAGAGUGUUGGGAGACCGGAAAUUAGCUUUCGACGACAUGGAGACGCUUUUGGUCCAAAUUGAAGGGUGUCUGAAUUCUCGCCCGCUAACAAAGCUAUCAGAUGACCCGUCGGAUCUCCAUGCAUUAACUCCUGGCCACUUCCUCGUCGGAACUUCGCUACAGUCGGUCCCAGACGUCGAUUACGAAUCAACUCCAAUGAACCGCCUCCACCAAUGGCAGCAGAUCCAGAAGAUGCUUCAGGACGUCUGGAAACGCUGGCAUGUAGAAUACCUGCAAAUGCUGCAACCCCGCAGUAAAUGGAUCAAACCACCCGUCGAACUGAAAGAGAACCAAGUAGUUGUCAUCGUAGACGAAAAUCAACCACCAAUGCGCUGGCCUUUAGCUCGAAUCCAUGAGCUACAUCCCGGAAGAGACGGUGUCGUCCGCGUCGUUACGCUGCAGACCGGCUCCGGCCGGCUUACCCGCCCCGUAGCCAAGAUUUGUGUACUGCCAGUUCUAGCACCCAAUGAUGAAGAAUCUUCCUCUACCAUCGAAACGUCUUCACAAUCUACCCUGGACACCUUGUCUGCAGCAAGCCGAUCUACGUAG